Nannizzia gypsea CBS 118893 is the source of this 339-nucleotide messenger RNA. RefSeq lists its product as hypothetical. NCBI's taxonomy places the organism in Eukaryota, Fungi, Ascomycota, Eurotiomycetes, Onygenales, Arthrodermataceae. The transcript has a single exon. The record is from RefSeq and is a predicted model, not a curated record. Bases 1 to 339 code for a protein of 112 amino acids.
AUGUGCUUCUACAGCCAGAAGAGAUUCCUUUGCGGCGAUUGGGCCUGGGGCAACUUUGCUGCCAAGUGCAACCACGAAUACCGAAUGGGCGAAACCUGCGGUAUGAAACUCGUCCACAACACCGAGAACAUUCAAGCCAUCUGCAAGCUUUGCGAGAAGAUCCAAACCAAGCACCGUAGACGCAACACGGAGGUUGAGCGCAUCAACCGGUGGCGCCGCGAGGGAAGCGUCAUGAAAGCUUCCAUGGAGAAAUCUCAGGCCAUGGUCAAAGAUUUCGAACAGGAAAUCAACCAAUUGGAGCAUGAGAGACAAAUGAAACAGAGAUCUAUUGGCAAGUGA